Molecule: messenger RNA, 618 nt
Organism: Moneuplotes crassus
Lineage: Eukaryota; Ciliophora; Spirotrichea; Euplotida; Euplotidae
Source: the annotation of a GenBank genome assembly
AUGGUUGAGAAGUAUAAUAAUUUCACUUUGAAAAUGGAAAACAGUGAGAAGAAAGAGUUAGACAUAGAGACUUUUGAUCCAGAAACAGCUAGGAAUAUGACCGAACCUUCAAAGCAGUACCUUUGCAAACUCUCUGAUAAUACUUAUAAUAUCCAAUUCCUGCGUUAUAAGAUCAGGGACAUGGAUUCUGGAAUUACUUUGGUGGAUAUACAGGAUGAAGCACCAGAGGACUUGCCUGUUAACGAGGAUCUAAUCCAGGAUGAAGACAGGCUACUCAGAUACCAGUUUGGUCCGGACUUUCUUGAGCUCAAAAAUAUUGGCACCACUCUUGAAUUCUCCGUUGGAGACAAAGAAGUCAAAGAUUUAGUAAUGAUCGAAAAACAUUAUUUCAAGGACGAACUUCUCAAACAAUAUGAGUUUGAUUUCAAGUUUUGAAUUCCUAAUACACAGAAUUCUUGGGAGAUCAUCUACGAGCUGCCUGAUGUGGAAGACAAGAAGCGUGAGAUCAUCGCAUCUCCAUGGGAGACGAAGUCAGAUACUUUCUUCUUCGUGCAAGGAAAGCUUGUCAUUCAUACAAGAGCAUUGUACGAUUAUUCUCCAUUUGAGCCUUCUAUAUAA